Saprolegnia diclina VS20 is the source of this 997-nucleotide messenger RNA. RefSeq lists its product as hypothetical. The transcript is spliced from 2 exons. The record is from RefSeq and is a predicted model, not a curated record. NCBI's taxonomy places the organism in Eukaryota, Oomycota, Saprolegniomycetes, Saprolegniales, Saprolegniaceae. Bases 191 to 901 code for a protein of 236 amino acids.
AGGCCUUUAUCGUCUGCUCGCCGACCACAGGUGCGAUGCGCGUAACGCGACGUGUUAGACUGACCAGCACGGUCCGGAUGUCACGACCACGUGGUGGCUUCGGUUGGCACCGGACCUGGCGCAGAGCCGGAGUGCGCCGUCCCGUGGCCGCCGCUGACAUUCAGUCGCUGAUUUCGCCACCGCUUGGGACAUGAGCUGCAAGCGUGGUCGCCCGUGCGAGACGAAGAACGUCGAAGGCCUCUCGCUCGCCUUCAAGCUGCGCAGCCUCGUGGUCGAGGCCCACCUCUCGGACCUCAACGCGUCCGUCAUCGAGAAAAACCUGGUCGCGAUCGCGAAUGAGCUCGCGACGCUCUGCGCCUUUGGCAUCCAGCCCGAAGACCGCUGCGUGCGCUUCCUCGUCAUGGCCAACGACCGCAUCGCCAAGAUGCUCGCCAAGAAGGACUUGGCCUGGACCGCGUCGCCGCAUGCGAUCUGGAGCUUCGCCAAAGCCUCGGUGCUCGGCUCCAAGCCCGGGAACGUCGACGCGUGCUACGCGGCCGAGGUCCAAGAUAUAUCUGUGCUUUGGCACGAGAUGCUCCGCGUCAAGGACAAGGCCGCGGACCUCUGGAAGCGAGAGAAGCUCGAGGAGGCGCUGCCGUAUCUGCACGCGGCCGACGCGUACUUUAAGCGCAUCCACCUCAAGCACCAGAAGCUCAACAUUGACCACGCGAUCAUCGACUGCCACGUGGAGCCGGUCGCGAAGAAAGCGAAGGCCCACCGCGUGUCCUUCUCCGAUACGCCGCUUGUGCUCGGGACGGCCCAAGCUGACGUCGACCGGACGCCCAUCUGCCCGUCCAAGCCAACGCAGCUCGAAGCGCUCUUGCUUCGUGCGACGCGCGAGUUCCCCAUGCCGUGCUUGUAAACUAGAGAUGCUUUAUUUAUUAACGUGAACCUCGACGCUGAGCUCUACUAGCACCAGUGUACUGGUGUCCUAUGGCCGCUCCAUGAGACUUGUCCA